CAAUAGUUGGUAGUUAUGGCUAACGUCGAUAAAUACGAUAACUUUCUCUCAACUCUCCACGGAACAUCGUCCAGCUCAUGGACUGAAGCUCAGGAAUCUUCAUUGCUUGAACCAUACAACUACAUCACUGCUAACCCGGGCAAAGAAAUCCGGGGAAAGCUUGUCGAAAGUUUCAACCUCUGGCUCAAUGUUCCCAAGGAUAAGCUUGCGGUCAUUAACCGCGUAGUUGGUCUUCUCCACAAUGGCAGUCCUCUUGAUUGAUGACAUCGAAGAUGACUCUCAGCUGAGACGUGGAAUCCCAGUCGCCCACAAAAUAUAUGGUGUUCCUCAGACCAUCAAUACUGCCAAUUACGUCUACUUCUUGGCCUACCAAGAGCUGUCUGCUCUGAGGCCGACUGUUCAGCGUCGUGCUACCAUCUCGAGCUCGAGUUCAGACAGUGGGCUCGGCGAUGACAGUCCGGCUGCUGAGAAGGCUGAUUUCCCUGACCGCAUCAUUCCUAAUCAUGACCUGGACAUCGUGGUGACUGGUGAGCUCAUGUCACUCCACCGUGGGCAGGGCAUGGACAUUCUCUGGCGUGACACCCUGCGCUGUCCCACAGAAGAUGAAUAUGUGGAUAUGGUGAAAGCUAAAACGGGUGGUCUCCUCAGGAUUGCUGUCAAACUUAUGAUGGCAUGUGCCACGACAAACACGAAUGUUGACUACAUCCCUUUGACGGACCUCAUUGGGGUUCAUUUCCAGAUACGUGAUGAUUACAUGAAUCUCCAGAGCAGCCAGUACACGGACAACAAGGGCUUCGCGGAAGAUUUGUCGGAAGGAAAAUUCUCCUUCCCCAUAGUUCACGGUAUUCUGGAACAGCCCGAUAACCGCCAGAUCAUGAAUGUCUUGCAAAAGCGUCCCAAGACCCCUACCCUUAAGCACCACACCAUCAACUACCUCAGGGACACUACGAAGUCGUUUGACUACACUCUGGCUGUGCUCAGAAAGUUGGAACGACAGGGUAGAGCAGAAAUUGCGAGAUUGGGUGGAAAUCCGAUGUUGUCUGCGAUUAUGGAUAAGCUUUCUGUCGAUGUAUAAAACACGACGUCUUUGAUCGAUAUGUUGUAAUAUCAUACUUGUGGCAGUCUCACAUAGAUCAUAUGCAUUGUAGUACUUUAGAGGCAAUUAUUGA
Molecule: messenger RNA, 1169 nt
Organism: Suillus subaureus
Lineage: Eukaryota; Fungi; Basidiomycota; Agaricomycetes; Boletales; Suillaceae
Product: isoprenoid synthase domain-containing protein
Exons: 9
Coding region: 242-1075 (277 amino acids)
Biological process (GO): isoprenoid biosynthetic process
Molecular function (GO): prenyltransferase activity
Source: RefSeq, a predicted model, not a curated record